AUGCCGGCGGGGCACGGGCUGCGGUCGCGGACGCGCGACCUGUUCGCGCGGCCCUUCCGUAAGAAGGGGUACAUCCCGCUCACCACCUACCUGCGCACCUACAAGGUCGGGGAGCACGUCGACGUCAAGGUGAACGGCGCCGUCCACAAGGGCAUGCCGCACAAGUUCUACCACGGCCGCACCGGCCGCGUCUGGAACGUCACCAAGCGCGCCAUCGGCGUCGAGAUCAACAAGCAGGUCGGCAACAGGAUCAUCAAGAAGAGGAUCCAUGUGCGUGUGGAGCACGUGCAGCCAUCCAGGUGCAACGAGGAGUUCCUCCAGAGGAAACUCAACAAUGACAAGCUGAAGGCGGAGGCCAAGGCGCGUGGCGAGGUCAUCAGCACGAAGAGGCAGCCAGCAGGGCCCAAGCCUGGGUUCAUGGUGGAGGGCACCACCAUCGAGACGGUCACCCCCAUCCCGUACGACGUCGUCAACGAUCUCAAGGGUGGUUACUAG
Triticum turgidum subsp. durum (durum wheat) is the source of this 495-nucleotide messenger RNA. The record is from the annotation of a GenBank genome assembly. NCBI's taxonomy places the organism in Eukaryota, Viridiplantae, Streptophyta, Magnoliopsida, Poales, Poaceae.